AUGGCGAUUAAAAAUGACGAAAAUUCCACGAAGAAGAAAGUUGGCCGAUGCGCUCUGAAAACACCUGUUCACGGUGAUUGUCAAGUGUGCGGUCAACCCGGCCAUGGAAGUCAUUUCGGAGUACUGGCCUGCAGAGCGUGUGCAGCAUUCUUCCGGCGAACCGUAGUAAUGAACAGGCAAUAUUCAUGCAGGAGAGCAAACGGUUCAUGUCAAAUUUCAAAGGAUGAACGAUAUCUUUGUAGGCUUUGCCGCUAUAAUAAGUGCAUAAUGCUUGGAAUGACGCCCGACAAUGUGCAAUGGAAUCGAGAUGUCUUAUCAACGACCGUGGAGGGCAGGAGACUAAAGAAAGCUCAGGCAAGUGAUGAAUACGAGCGGGACGACUACGAACCGCAAGGACUAGCAAACAGCCAAGCGAGGCUAGAUGGAAAUUUGAUGGAGGAACACAGCCUUUGCCCUUCUACAGCUGACUCAGCAGCACCGGAUCUGAAGCCUGCUGAUAAUGUCGUACCAAUUUCUACUGCAGAAUCGACCGCGACAUCUGGUUACAACAAUUAUCCAUUCCCGUUGAAGGAAACAGAACAGCAUCGUAUUCUGUUCGACAUUUCUCAUAUUAUGGAAAAGCUAAGAAAAAUACUAAUAGAAUUUCAACCGGAUGAGAGUCUUCCGAUCGAACCGCUGGAACGCAUGCGACUUGCGUUGCUGAGACAUCGCAGGUCACAAUUAACAGAGCCAUCCCUAAAGAUAUUGGACUCACUAUCCUUCGUAAAUUAUUUGACAUCGUGGGAAACACUCCUUUGUGGUAUAGCAGAAUGGUUGAUGCACUGCCGAGAGUUCGCUCAACUUCCCAUAGAAGAAAAGAUGGUACUGUUCAAGUCCUCGUGGAUCAUCUGGCACCGAUUUGAGCGAACAACCAUGUCAAUUGAACUGUUCGGAUGGAGAGCUGUGACCGAGAAGCUUUUCGCUGUCUCCUUCCGACAUGCAAUUAUGACUGACAAAGUUAAGUUCGACAUCGCUCCAUUGUCGGACCAUGAUCCAGAUUAUGUGAAAAGGAUGUUCGAACCUUUUUCUGGACGUUUAACUGAAGAGGUUACAAAAACUUGCCUUGAAGUCAACAUCACUCUCGUGGAAGUCGCCUAUAUUCUAUGCACUUUAGUAUGGCAUGUAGAAGGGAAAGGAGUCAGUCCAAGAACCCAAGCAGUCGCGGAACUCUACAGAGAUCGUAUCUCGGAUGAUUUACACAAUUACUACACUUUAACGAUGAAAACUUCAAACUAUGCUGGUCGCCUUAUUCGGAUUAUGUCCAUAAUACAGUGCAUCGAGAAUAUUCAUCACGAAAGGUCAAAAGUACUGGAGUUGGCUCGGAUCUUCGACAUAUUCAAAGUUGAGAUGUCGGAGAAGGGAAUGUUCGGUUGUUAG
Molecule: messenger RNA, 1416 nt
Organism: Necator americanus (New World hookworm)
Lineage: Eukaryota; Metazoa; Nematoda; Chromadorea; Rhabditida; Ancylostomatidae
Exons: 14
Coding region: 1-1416 (471 amino acids)
Biological process (GO): regulation of DNA-templated transcription
Molecular function (GO): zinc ion binding; DNA-binding transcription factor activity; RNA polymerase II cis-regulatory region sequence-specific DNA binding
Source: RefSeq, a predicted model, not a curated record